GUGAAGUGGAAAGGGGCAGGCCAGGGAUGGGGUAAAGAGGGGUGAGAUAUGGUUGUUUGUGAUGGGUUUAUACGUCCCACACAUCUCAACAAAUGGGAUGUUUUAUUCUUAGCUUUGGAGUGUAGUUGUAGGGCUUAUUUGGUGGUUAAAAUGGAGGGUGUGUAUGCUGUUUGGGUAGGGAACAAAGGGGGUCCAUGUGUUGGGGUUUAUUAUGGGGAUGAUAUGUGUUGUUUUGGCUCUUGUGUUUCGGCCAGAAUUGAAGGGAAAAAGGAUGAAAUAUUUGUGGGUCAUUUUGAUAUGAUGAUCCUGUGCUCGGAGCUGAAUGAUAACAACAACGAUGGUGGAGGGACUUUGGAACAGAUGGCUGCCGCGCGUCCCGCCGCAGGAGCAAGUAUGACUAUACGAGGCUGCCUAAUCUGAUCUGGUCGACUGGUCCACUUACUAAAAUGAUGAAGUGUAUUACGUGGUUUGAUUUGUGCUUGAUAUUGUAAAUUGAUACACAUGUGCACUCGCUAAAAUGAUCUUACAUGCUUUUUUUAGUUGAAGGUUUGGCCAGUGCUACCAGUACGAUUCUCUCCUAUAUUUCAUUUUAGCUGAUUAUGCCAGGAAUACAUACUAUGUCAAGCUUAUGUGCAUGCGACUAUUUGCCCUCCCUAUGUUUUGCGCUUGAGGCUUCAGGUUUUGGAACUGCUUUGAGAUGAUUAUUGCAAUUUUGCUGAUGCAGUUAGAUAUGAAGCUGAUGGACCAAUU
Molecule: messenger RNA, 750 nt
Organism: Cuscuta campestris
Lineage: Eukaryota; Viridiplantae; Streptophyta; Magnoliopsida; Solanales; Convolvulaceae
Source: the annotation of a GenBank genome assembly